AUGCUGGAAAAGACAGAAGCAGAUGACGUGUUGGACUUCAUCAACUCGUUACCUGACACCAAGCCUGUGAGUGGAAGCGGAAAUAGCGCUGGAGCUAAGACAACUGGCGGGGAUAAGAAAGGAGGAAAGAAGGAUGAAGAGUUGUUUGAUUUCUUAGAAGAAUUGGAACAACAAUCAAAGACUCCUACUACAAAGUUUGAGCCCAAGAAGAACAAUGGUAGUGUUAAUAAUGUGGAAGAAAAGAAACUGAUGAGUUCUACUGCCAGUACACCUCGAUUAGGAACUCCUAAGCUUGGAGGGAGCACCAGUGGUACCAACAGAAUUAAGAAGGCUGAAGGAGUGUCUAAUGUAGCAGUAGCAGAACCAGUAACACCACCACCACCACAAGCACAAGUACAAGAGCUGAGAACAGAGUCUGGUAAUGAUGAACUUGCUAUUGAUCCUAUUGCUUCGCUUUCUUCAUGGUGGAGCAAAGAAGGCUCAGAUACGAUUCUGUCGUUCUGGACUACGAUGGCGUCUAAAGCUGAAAAGGUUGGUGAAACGACUUUCCAAUUGGCUUCAGAAACAACCAACCAAUUGAACCAAAAGAGACAGCAGUAUUUACUGGAAAACCAUAAAGUGGAAAUCGGCAACUUGAUUCUGAAGUUUGCUAAUGGGUUAAUUAAAGAGAACGAUGAGCUCUUGGAUAUACAUCUCACGUACGACUUCACUGAUGAUUUGGACUAUUUGACCAGUUUGGUCUAUGAUAGUUUCUCUCUGGCAAUGAGUCAAGUUGAAGGUGACAUUGCUGUGAAUGUGGGUAGUAACCACAAUAGAAAUCCGGAGAGCAAUGCUGAUGCCAUGUUCUUUGGGAAGUUGAUUGACGGUGAAAAAUUAUGUAAUGCUAAUUUGGAGUCUUCCAUGAAGGAGAUUCUCAAAACGAAUAAGAAGUUGAAGGAAGAAAAGGCUGCACACGCAGCAGAGUCAGAAUCUACAGAAGGCGGUGGUGAACAAGAUGAUUUCAAAAUCAGCAGAUCAGACAUAUUUGUUGCUAUCCAACCUGUGACCACAAGAUUGGAAGAUAAACCUCCGGUGAAAAAUGAUGAGGAAGAAACUAACGAUGAAGUUAUCAUCGAUGCAUUGAACAACGAGUCGUUCUCAUUUAUUGUGAUGAUGAGAGAUAUUUCCAAUAGUAUUACCAUUCGGUCCAAGACCCAGGCUUUCCCAUAUAAAUGGUUCAAAUGGCUUAAUGGAAAUAUUGGUAACGAAUUUGAACAGCUUGAAGGCAUUGAUCCUCGUGAAUGGGUCAAUGAUUGGAUCAAAGAUGGCUUACGUUUAACUUUCGGUGUCAUGGCACAAGAAUACGUUAUCAAGAGAAUGGGCUUUUAA
This is a messenger RNA of Lizanozyma spartinae, 1368 nucleotides long. RefSeq lists its product as uncharacterized. The coding region runs from base 1 to 1368 and encodes 455 amino acids. Lineage: Eukaryota; Fungi; Ascomycota; Pichiomycetes; Serinales; Debaryomycetaceae. The transcript has a single exon. The record is from RefSeq and is a predicted model, not a curated record.